Molecule: messenger RNA, 850 nt
Organism: Leptinotarsa decemlineata (Colorado potato beetle)
Lineage: Eukaryota; Metazoa; Arthropoda; Insecta; Coleoptera; Chrysomelidae
Product: gamma-interferon-inducible lysosomal thiol reductase-like protein
Molecular function (GO): oxidoreductase activity, acting on a sulfur group of donors, disulfide as acceptor
Source: RefSeq, a predicted model, not a curated record
AAAGACGUCGAUUGAGAUGAAAGUACUUUUAUCAGCUGUGGUGUCCAUCAAUUUACGGUUUGAAAAAUUGAAGUGUUGAAAUGAAGUGGUGGUUUGUAUCAUUAUUGUCGGCACUGCUUGUUUUUGAGAAUCAUGCAAAAAAUUUGACCGUCUCAGUCUACUAUGAAUGUCUCUGUCCGCAUUCUGUAGAUUUCUUCAAAGAUCAGCUCUCCCCAGGUUAUAAGGUACUGAAAGAUAAGGUGAAAGUGGACUUGAUACCUUUUGGAAAAGCAAAUAUUACGAAGGAAGGUGAUAAAUAUAUUUUCACUUGUCAGCAUCAAGAAGCUGAAUGUUAUGGAAAUAAAGUGCAUGCCUGUGCUUUGAAUUUGGCUCUUGGUGACUAUGGUAUACAAUUUGCGAUGUGUGCUAUGGCAUCUCCUAAUGCUACUGAUGACAAAUAUCUGACAAAAUGUGCAGCUGAUAACUACAUUAGUUGGGAAGAAAUACAAAAAUGCAUGGAAUCAGGACAAGGUGAUCAACUGCUAGUUGAUUAUGGAAAUAGAACUCAUUCUUUGAAACCAAAAUUAACGGGCGUUCCGACAGUAACAUUUGAUAAUGAAUACAUUGAGACUCUCAACAAAAUCUCUAAAAAUAAUUUAGUGGAUAUUGUGGACUUCCUGCUUGUGGACAGCCAAUGCAAACCGAAGAAUGCAGCAUUAGGGUUACAUUCAACGACGCUUUUAUUUAUGUUCAGUUUAAUUUUGGUAAUGAAAGCGUUGUAGGAUUCAUUUUAGAUUGUAAUUCUACUCUUUUUGUUAAAUUGUAAAAUCAUGUCAAAUCCAAAUUUCAUAAUAUAUUCAAACUAUUAGGA